Penicillium oxalicum is the source of this 2169-nucleotide messenger RNA. RefSeq lists its product as uncharacterized. The record is from RefSeq and is a predicted model, not a curated record. NCBI's taxonomy places the organism in Eukaryota, Fungi, Ascomycota, Eurotiomycetes, Eurotiales, Aspergillaceae. The transcript has a single exon. The coding region runs from base 1 to 2169 and encodes 722 amino acids.
AUGGUGGCUUUAAAGAAAAUUUUUUCUACGGAGCGCAGGUUGACUCGCAAGUCGAACGGACCCGACUGCGAGGACACAGCCUCACAAAAACCAUGUAUGGAUAACGUUCGAUCACCAGUCCAACCGAAACGGUCAAGUGUUUCACCCGGUAGUCCUCAAUCCCCAUGCUCUCUCUCUUUUGGCUGGAGGGGCACACCAGAGGAUAAUUGGGCAAACCAAUUCGAUCAAAUCGACAGUCAUUUCGAGCAUCUAAAUCAAACUCUGGACCCGAAUGCAGAGUUGCAGCACACACCGGCCACACCAAAGAACGUUGUUGGUGUAGUUCCUAGUGCUCGGCAUGUUGAUUUGAUGGCCGCUAUUGCGCCGAACGAUCAUCCUGGCGAUUUCAGCUCUUCGCAUGCGCCGCCCAGAGCGAGGAUUUACAAUGAGGACAUCGCGGAGCGUAACAUGACAAGGUUUCUACGCAUACAGCAUCGAAGUGGACUCACAAGCUCCCGGACUGUCUCUGCUCUUUUCCAGGAGGAUGUUGCGGACAGAAAUAUCGCGAAGUAUUGCAAAGAAUCCAUAACACUGCCAUCACCGAGUUCUCAAUUUCCUGCUCCCACACCAGGAAAAGUUCGCAAUCUCGCUUCAGAGUCACGAAGAAAGCGGACCAUGGGAAAUCUCAAUUGGACCUCUGAUGGCGACCUGCGAGCCACUACCAUCUUUUCAGGCUCCACCGUGGAUGAUUCGUCAAGUUGCUCGGAGGCCAAACUCCGGCAAUGGAAAUCAGUGCCAAGUUUGUUGUCGGAUGAAAACGUCGACAAAUCACUGGAUUCUCCAACACAAUUCUUGGGCAUUCCACCAGCCUAUAAACGCGGCCAGCGAUGGAGCAAUAGGCCCUUGCCGGAUAGCCCCACGCUUCCUCUCACCAUCGAUGAAACAGAGAAUAGGCGUGAGAUUUGCAGGGAGCGGUUUUUUGUGCAGCGACCAGACAGUACAAACGGCUCGACCUCACCCUCGAUCUCCAAUUCAUUGUCGCCUUCUUCGUCUGGGUUGACUGGUUCCCGAAGGAAUGUGCGAGAUUUGUCGAUCAACACGGAGCUAGCAGCCCGGGGUCGGCCGAAAAUCACGCAUCGCGCCAUUCAACCUCCUACGCCCUCGGCAUUCGAGGAUAAUCCGGCUCCUAGCAUUGCUGAGAUUAUGCACAGUCCUCUGCCUGAGUCGAGUCCCCCCGACCCUUCACCAGGUUUCAAGGUCGCUGAAAUGAUGGAUCUUCUCAGCAAGGCGAGCUUCUCGACCCAGGAAAUUAGCACUCAUCCGACGUAUGAGACCCUGCAAGAUGCCAUAGUUCGAGAGAUCAAUUCCCACGACGCAUUCAAGAGGGUCUCUCUUCCAGUCCCAGGUCCUCUUUUCACCCCAACCCCAGAUCAAGAGAUGUUUGAUCGUCCGCCUCAGCCCACUGGCCCAGGACUGGGCCGUAGUCUUUCGAACAGGUCCUUUUCAAAAUUAAUGAGGAAAGCCUCGUUCAAAAAGCCGAGCAGAAGUGCCGAAGACCGACGAAGCACGUCCAUAAGUGUCUCAUCCAAGCCUCAUGAGGGCCUGUUUCGCAGAGUCUCACUCUCAUCGUCACGCAGACGACACACAGACGCCCCGCCUCCCUCCUCGGAGCUUCUCGUUGAUAAGAACGCAACGCAGGAUGCCGCCACCGUUCCAUAUCUGAGCUACAUGGAUGUACUUCGCGAUGCCAGUAGCGGAAAGCUCGAUUCCUCCUGUCCGAAACGUUCCAAGUCCCUCCGGAAGCUUCAGCGCCAGGAACCGACACCCAAAACCUUGAGUGUCGUUCGUGUGAACUCGAAGGAGCCUAUCACUCCGGAUAGCAUUGCAUCCGUUCAUUGUCUUCAAGCGCAGUCCUUCUCUUCACAUAGCUGGCAGAACAGUGAGGCGCACGAAGAAAGCGACGAUGAUAUCAUCCACCUUCCAAGUGUCGACGUGUCGCCUCCCCGUGUGCAGGUCAAUGCUGUUGAUGAAAAUAACGUCCGAUAUUUGAUCGACUCUUCCAUGGCACCUGAGGCCCACAGGCUUAUCAACUGGCCCAGGCGCUCAAAUCGAGGCAAAUACGACUCGCCAGCCUUAGCCCCUUUGGAUCCCACCCAGCCUCGCGGUAGUUCCCCCGUGCGGACAUCUUGA